Exophiala dermatitidis NIH/UT8656 is the source of this 1709-nucleotide messenger RNA. RefSeq names its product 3-methyl-2-oxobutanoate hydroxymethyltransferase. Gene Ontology annotation, biological process: pantothenate biosynthetic process. Bases 436 to 1473 code for a protein of 345 amino acids. Gene Ontology annotation, molecular function: 3-methyl-2-oxobutanoate hydroxymethyltransferase activity; magnesium ion binding. The record is from RefSeq and is a predicted model, not a curated record. NCBI's taxonomy places the organism in Eukaryota, Fungi, Ascomycota, Eurotiomycetes, Chaetothyriales, Herpotrichiellaceae. The transcript has a single exon. Gene Ontology annotation, cellular component: mitochondrion.
CGAUAGCAUACGGUAGUACUGGACAGCGAUGGUGAGAACAUUCUGGGGUAUCUUACACAACUACAACCAUGGUAAAGCUAUUUGUAUACAAUGUACCCAAUAAAGCACCAUGAUGCUCUUUGAAAUGCCUGACACUCACUACAGUGCCUGGGCCAGUGCCUGGAUGUCUGGAUGUCUGAUGUUCGGCAAAUAAUGUCUAGGCUUAAACCGUGCUAGCCGCAACCGUCAGCACCGAGGCUCAACUGCGCCCGUCAUCUCCAAAAACACCCUUUCUCAGAUAUACGCUUAAAGAAUCCAGCACGACAACAACGAAUAUAACAACUCUACCACUGCCACUUUCUGUCAAGAUGACUCGAAGUUACGUGUCAUUUCAGUCGAUCCCGUAUCGUCUGCCUUCUUUUACCCAAACAAUCUUUGUACCAGGCUGAAGCAACAAUGUCCGCGAUCAGCUACACCAAUGGAGCAUCGCUAUUCACGCGGACUAUCAUUCGAAGCCAAACAUGCCUGACUCGGACGACCUGUGCCGUUCAGGUUGUGCAAAAGAGACAACCAUGGCAGCAACUACGUUUCAGCUCGCAUGCCCCUUCGGCGCCCUCGCUUCUGGCUCGCGGCCAAAAGCCCGUCACAAUUCAAACCCUGCAAAAGAUGUACGCGGAGAAAACACCCAUAACCAUGUUGACGGCACAUAAUUUUCCUUCGGCAUUGAUGGCACAAGAGGCCGGGAUGGACAUAAUCCUGGUCGGAGAUUCCCUGGCAAUGGUGUCUCUGGGCAUGGCCGACACGUCUGAGGUCACGCUCGAGGAGAUGAUCAUGUCCGCUCGAGCAGUCAGCCGCGCAGUCACACGGUCUUUCACCAUUGGAGAUCUACCAAUGGGCUCCUACGAGAUCAGCCCUGAACAGGCUCUCGCCAGUGCAAUCCGGAUGGUCAAGGAAGGUCGAGUGCAGAGUGUCAAGCUCGAGGGCGGGGCUGAGAUGGGACCCGCAAUCAAAAAGAUCACAACCGCAGGUAUCCCAGUAUGUGCCCAUAUUGGCCUGACCCCGCAACGGCAGCAUGCUCUUGGUGGAUUUCGUGUGCAGGGGAAUACGCUUGACAAAGCGAUGUCUCUGCUCAAGGAUGCCAGAGCAGUGGAGGAGGCUGGGGCGUUUGCCGUCGUCCUGGAAUGCGUGCCUCCUGAUAUUGCCGGAGAGGUGACUAAUGCUCUUGGGAUACCUACCAUUGGGAUUGGUGCAGGAAACCCGACUAGUGGCCAGGUUCUGGUACAAAUCGACAUGCUCGGAGUCCGACCACCAGACUCGUUUAUGCCCAAGUUCGUCAAGAAGUACGGUUCAAUAUGGGACGAUGGCGUUGCUGCUAUCAAGCAGUACAGGGAUGAAGUAACCGACCGAAGUUACCCUGGUCCCCAGCAUGUGUACAAGGGAGACGCAAAGAUAACAGAAGCAUUCAGGGCUGCCAUCCGGUCAAGCAAGACGUAGGGUUGGCAGCGAGCGGCGAUGCUUGUUGUUGUUGGGUUCGUGUUCAUGUAUGAUAUGUGGGACCAGACCCUGGACCGUGGUUUGGGAUGGUUCAACCAAAAGCUGGCGUGGUAGAAUAGCUAACGAUCAGUUGAUCGUCCGUUUUAAAACACUAAAAAGCAAAUCGAACAACAGGUUAGCAAACUCCAUAGGUACUUUCAAUGCAUUAAUCAGACUGUACCCUGAAAAGAUUCCCC